AUUUGAAUUUGACCUAUAAAUCAUCAAGAUUAACAUUCUUACCAAGUUUCAUUAAGAUAUGAUCAUAAAUGUGACCUCUGGAGUGUUAACUAGCUUUUCCUUUGAUUUGACCUAGUGACCUAGUUUUUGACCCUACAUGACCCAGAUUCAACUGGAUCAUCAAGAUUAACAUUCUGAAGAAGUUUCAUGAAGAUACAGUCAUAAAUGUGGCCUUUACAGUGUUAACAAGCUUUUCCUUUGAUUUGACGUGGUGAAGUAGUUUUUCACCCCACAAGACCCAAUAUUGAACUCGUACAAGAUUUUAUUGAGAGUAACAUUCUGAACAAGUUUCAUUAAGAUUGGCCAAAAUUUUGACCUCUAGAGUGUUAACAAGCUUUUCCUUUGAUUUGACCUGGUGACCUAGUUUUUGACCCCACAUGACCCAAUACUGAACUCGUAUAAGAUUUUAUUGAGGGUAACAUUCUGACCAAGUUUCAUUAAGAUUUGGCCAAAAUUGUGACCUCUAGAGUAUUAACAAGCCUUUCCUUUGAUUUGACCUGGUGACCUAGUUUUUGACCCCACAUGACCCAAUAUCGAACUUGUCCAAGAUUUUACUGAGAGUAACAUUCUGACCAAGUUUCAUUAAGACUGGACCAAAAUUGUGACCUCUAGAGUGUUAACAGUCGAAUUGUUGAUGACGCUGCCAACGACGGAUGGACGACGGACACAGGGUGAUCACAAAAGCUCACCCAUUUGACCGAGUUUCGAAUUUGACCUAGAUAUCAUCAAGAUGAACAUUCAGACCAACUUUCCUACAGUUCCCCUGAAAAAUAUGGCCUCUAGAGAGGUCACAAGGUUUUUCUAUUAUUUGACCUACUGACCUAGUUUUUGAAGGCACGUGACCCAGUUUCGAACUUGACCUAGAUAUCAUCAAGGUGAACAUUCUCACCAAUUUUCAUGAAGUUCUUGUGAAAAAUAUGGCCUCUAGAGAGGUCACAAGGUUUUUCUAUUUUUAGACCUACUAACCUAGUUUUUGACCGCAUGUGACCCAGUUUCGAACUUGACCUACCGUAGAUAUCAUCAAGAUGAACAUUCUGACCAAUUUUCAUAAAGACCCCAUGAAAAAUGUGACCUCUAGAGUGGUCACAAGCAAAAGUUUACGCACGGACGACGGACGCUGCGCGAUCACAAAAGCUCACCUUGUCACUUUGUGACAGGUGAGCUAAAAAUUAAAAACAUGGAUCAGAUAAUUAUCACCAUUAAUGACUGUCAGUUUGACAAUCUACUUGUAAUCAUCAGAUAUGGAAUGUCUUUCAUGUAUUACUUUGAAUUAAGCUAUUUUUAUGCAAUUCCCAAUUGCAGGUAAGAACUGCUCAAUGCUUUUUUUCUGUGUUUGAUUGUUGCUUCACCACUCUCAUGAACAGUUGUCAAAUCAAAUAUUCUGUGGUUUAAACAUUUAUGAAAGACAAACUUUUCCAACAAAGAUAUGUAAAUAAAAUAUUUCAAUGUGAAUCAUCCAUUACUAGAAAUUAUUAUUUAAGUACAAUACAUUUAGUAGUAGUGAAGGUAGUAAAUUCAGAUAAUAAUGAAUAACCUUAAAUGAUAGGAAUUAUUGUAUAUAACUCUGUGGGGAAAAAAAGCAGUACUUUGAAUUAGGGGCACCUAAAAAUUUUUCAAAUCCUGAACCCAAGUCGUUUGGAUCUAGAGUCAAGGGUGCCUUACCGCUGAACUAUUGAUAAGAGGGAUAUUUUUGGGGAAUUUUGUCCUCUCCAAAAAUUCAUCACAGGGGGUAUUUUGUCCAACUUGAUAUUUUCUCAGUGGGGAUUUUGUCCACCUUGAUAAUUUCACAGAGGGGAUUUUGUCCAGGUAGAUCAGAAAUAGCAGGGGGGAUUUUGUUCAGGGGGAUUUUGUCCAUUUCCCAUACAUGUUCGAUUGAAUUUAAGGCAGUUACUCCGUGUAACAAGGUGGAUUAUUCUGGAUCUUAAGUUAUUCAGAAGUUGCUUCCCUUUGACCAAUUCUUAGUAGCAACCAGUCAAGCAUUGCAAUAAGUUCCUGCUGUUAUAUGAAUUUUAGUCACAUGACCCCGCUUUUUAUUCAGUUGUCCGACAUGUUUUCAAGGGGACAGGUGGAAUUGUUCCAUUAUAAUAUAGUUUGUGUUCAUGGAGGAGUUUUGGAUUCUUUUGAGCCUUAUAGUAACACAUGGUGGCAGUGUCAGUAACCAGCUCACUGAGAAAGUAUAUUUUUGGUGUGUGUGUGUCUGUGAAUUCAGCAAAGAGCCCAAUCCACAAUUGGGCUUGAGAUCUGGGAGAUUUGAGAGAUCAGUGAGAUCCAGAUUACAGUACAUAUUCAGUUGGAUUAUAAAUGAGAAACUGUACAAGAUUAUGUAUAUGAUCAAGCUGAUUUUGAUAGAACUUUACCGCAAGUGUUACUUUCUAAAUAUACAAGCACUGAGAUCAUUUAGUUAUGAACAUUAAACCGGAUAGUCGAA
This is a messenger RNA of Mercenaria mercenaria, 2467 nucleotides long. RefSeq lists its product as uncharacterized. The record is from RefSeq and is a predicted model, not a curated record. The transcript is spliced from 3 exons. The coding region runs from base 2139 to 2453 and encodes 104 amino acids. Lineage: Eukaryota; Metazoa; Mollusca; Bivalvia; Venerida; Veneridae.